AUGUGUGUAUGCUCUCCAGGAAAUAGCCAUGGUGAUCAACAACAUGUGAUGGUGAUGGGCGGGUUGAGGUUGACGAAGGAGAAGAAGAGAUGGGCAAUGGAGGAAGACAAAUUCUUCGAAUCAAGAUCUGCUGUUCAUGGUGGUAAUAAGAAGGAAGAACAGCCAACUUCGUCACAAUCGUCAAUUGGUUCGCCUUCUCUCGACACGUCGUCGUCUUGCUUCUCUGAUGACGACGACGAUGAGGCAUCAUCUUCUUCUUGUUCUCCGACGGGUUCGGCUUCGUCUUCCAAUUCCUCGUCUUCCUCCACAUUGGCUGCCAAGAACAGCGUGAUGAAUGAGAAUGACGAUGAUGAUAAUAACCGCAGCCCUCUUUACGAGCUGUCCGAGCUCAUGUCCCAGCUCCCCAUCAAAAGGGGGCUGUCGAGAUUCUACGACGGGAAAUCGCAGUCGUUCACGUCGCUGGGGAGCGUGCAGAGCUUGGAGGAUCUGGUGAAAAGGGUGCCUUCAGGGAGGAUUCUGAAGAUGAAGUCGAAAUGCAAGAGCUUCUGCUGGGGUUUGGAGAGGCAGAAAAAGCAUUGUUAUGGUCCGAAGCCGGCCAUUUCGAAAAAGGGUGGUGGCUCAAGUUCCAGAGCUUCCUGUUUCUCUUCUCUCGCCAAAACUCCUUCUUCGCCCGCUGUACAGCAUCAAGCCACCUACUUGCUGUGA
Molecule: messenger RNA, 705 nt
Organism: Linum trigynum
Lineage: Eukaryota; Viridiplantae; Streptophyta; Magnoliopsida; Malpighiales; Linaceae
Source: the annotation of a GenBank genome assembly